UGCUGGUUUUUACACGUCAGUUUGGUACUCUUGCGAUUUGGGUCUUAAACUGUAGUCGACGUCUAAUCACUGUCAUCCUCUCGUCUCAUCCCUUCAUCCUCUCAUCUCAUCCUGUUCAAAAGCGGCGCCAUGGCCGGUGUUCCGCAGCUGAUUAAAGUCGCAUUUUCCCUGAAGACCACUCCGGAUGACGGGCCCGUGUUCUUUAAAGCGGACGGGACGAGAUUUGGCCAGAACCGAACCAUAAAACUGCUCACUGGCACCAAAUAUAAAAUAGAAAUAACCGUCAAACCCGGCGCGGUCGAGGCUUCAUCCAUGAGUGUCGGUGGGGCUACGUUUUCUUUGGAGCAGAAGUCCAAAGACCCACAGGCAGUAGUGUAUUCGGCGAUGUAUGACACUGAAGGGGUGGCGCACACCAAAAGUGGAGAGCGGCAGCCUGUCCAAGUGAGCAUACACUUUAUGGCAGCCGGUCUCUUUGAGACUAUGUGGCAGGUAAAAUUCUACAACUACAACAAGAGAGACCACUGCCAGUGGGGCAACAGCUUCCGCAGCAUCGAGUACGAGUGCAAACCUAACGACACCCACAGCCUGAUGUGGAUCAGUAAGGAAACGUUUUUGUGAGAAAUUACUGACAGCUUUCUGAUGCAAAUUAGAAUAUGAGGACCAAGAAAGCAAACUUUGCAUGGGAAUCGCAUAACCAGCAAUGAAGUGUACAUGGACAUGUCUGUCAUAAUGUGUAUUCAUAUAUCAUUCAUCAUAGUAUAUACACAUAUUCAUUAUAAAGUACGUCUCUGUACAUACAGAAGUAUCAUAUGCACAAUACAUAUCUUCCAGAUCCUGUAGAGCAUUAUCACAAUUGUCAUUAUUCUGACUGGGAUUUAACUGUUUAUGUUGUUCAAUGCAUUUUGCUUUUGCUCUUUGUUGUUAUUUUCAUGUUUGUCCAUUUUGUGUUCUGUGAUCUCUAUAUCUGAGACAGUGCUGAUUCUGUGUGUUCAGUCAGAAUGCAAUAAUCAGAGUGGCGGGCUUCCAAACCUUCUACUAAAGGUCGUAACUCGUCAUUUCAAACAUAUAAUAAAUGUUCAACAUGGCCACUGUCUGCACCAUUGUGCUCGUCGUCAAGUAGAUCAGUGGUUCUCAAAUGUUUUGUAGCUCCUCGAACUGUAAAAGAAGUUCCUCGGAUCUCCUCAGGAUGUGUUUUUUUUUAUAAACAUUAUUUUUAAAAAUAUAAAUAGUAUAUUUUGGAGCUGUAUAGCUUUCUAUUCCUGAAAGUUUUCACCGAUAAACACUGAGUUGACUUUGGUGCUUGGACCCCUAAAUAAAAUAAUAACUGUAACAAAAUGAAAAGAAAAUCAAAGACCCAUCAGGCUAUGCUUUGUGGAGAUCUAAGGGUCCCCAGACCCUAUUUUGAGAACCAUAAUAGCCUAGCAUGUAAUGCAAAAAAAGACUUAGUGGUACAACGGCAUAGCAGGUUGCAUUGCUGUUCAAUCACGAGAUUGGGUUAGUGUCUGUGUGGCGUUUCUGUGCAUGUUCUGCCUUUCUUCUCGUGUGUGUGUGUGUGUGUGUGUGUGUGUGUGUGUGUGUGUGUGUGUGUGUGUGUGUGUGUGUGUGUGUGUGUGUGUGUGUGUGUGUGUGUGUGUGUGUGUGUGUGUGUGUGUGUGUGUGUGUGUGUACGUGGCUCUCUGCGAUGGACUGGCAUUCCAUCCAUCAGAGCUGAAUUCUCCUGUCUUGCGCCCAGUGUUCCUGGGAUAGACUCCAGAUCCACCGUAACCCUGAGCAGCAUCAAGCAGUUAGUGACAAUGAAUGAUAAUAAUACACAAAACUCAUGUAAGACUGUGUAAUUAAGACUACACAAGGAGUGUUGUAAGAAUGAGGUUUAUGUCCUAAUGCUGUUUUUUUUUUUUUUUAGAAAUUUGUACAUGUAUUGUCACAAACAUAACAAAGAUAGAUAGAUUUUAAUUUCCACUAUUGAGUUGUAUUGUUUGUUAGGUUUUUUCUGUUUUGUUUAAAUAUUUGAUACUCUAAUAAUAAAACAACAAUCUACACAGGUGUGUUUACUGUUUCCAUGGUUUCAUUACUACUCUGUAAAACUUUUCCCUUUAUCUGUGUAAUGUGGUUAAAUAUUGUGGUAUGCAAUACAACUAA
Molecule: messenger RNA, 2139 nt
Organism: Ictalurus punctatus (channel catfish)
Lineage: Eukaryota; Metazoa; Chordata; Actinopteri; Siluriformes; Ictaluridae
Gene: cnrip1b
Product: cannabinoid receptor interacting protein 1b
Exons: 3
Coding region: 130-618 (162 amino acids)
Biological process (GO): negative regulation of signaling receptor activity
Cellular component (GO): plasma membrane
Molecular function (GO): type 1 cannabinoid receptor binding
Source: RefSeq, a predicted model, not a curated record